This is a messenger RNA of Malania oleifera, 1406 nucleotides long. RefSeq names its product type III polyketide synthase B. Lineage: Eukaryota; Viridiplantae; Streptophyta; Magnoliopsida; Santalales; Ximeniaceae. The record is from RefSeq and is a predicted model, not a curated record. Gene Ontology annotation, molecular function: acyltransferase activity, transferring groups other than amino-acyl groups. Gene Ontology annotation, biological process: polyketide biosynthetic process. The transcript is spliced from 2 exons. The coding region runs from base 206 to 1387 and encodes 393 amino acids.
AUAAUCCACUAAAACACUAUUCAUGAGAAACAGACCUCAUCUCCCCCCACUAUGAACUAAGACUCCCUUAAACCCUACUUAAACAUCUAGAACAUACAAUCCAACCGUGUUUAUAUAUAUUAGCAUUCCAAUCCAUUUCCUCUUCAACCUCUUGGGAAAUCCCUCAGCAUUUGCCUUGCAGGCAGAGAGAGAGAGAGAGAGAGAGAUGGUGAGUGGAGAGAUCAUGCAAGGAGGUUUAUCCAAGAAAGCCAAUCCUGGCAAAGCUACAGUUCUGGCUCUUGGCAAGGCCUUCCCUCACCAGCUUGUCAUGCAGGAGUUCUUAGUUGAUGGGUACUUCAGGAACACCAACUGCGAUGACCCAGAGCUCAAGCAGAAGCUCUCUAGACUCUGCAAGACGACAACAGUAAAAACAAGAUAUGUGGUCAUGUCAGAGGAGAUACUAAAGAAGUACCCAGAGCUUGCCAUUGAAGGCCUCCCCACUGUCAAGCAAAGAUUAGAUAUCUGCAACAAAGCUGUCACCCAGAUGGCCAUUGAAGCCUCACAAGCCUGCAUCAAGAGCUGGGGAAGGCCUCUAUCAGACAUAACCCACUUGGUCUAUGUCUCUUCCAGCGAAGCCCGACUCCCUGGGGGUGACCUUUACCUUGCAAGAGGACUUGGGCUCAGUCCCGAAACACACCGGGUCAUGCUCUACUUCAUGGGCUGCUCUGGAGGUGUGGCUGGCCUCCGUGUUGCAAAAGACAUCGCUGAGAACAAUCCAGGGAGCAGAGUGUUGCUUGCCACUUCAGAAACUACCAUCAUGGGAUUCAAACCUCCGAGUGUUGAUAGGCCAUAUGAUCUGGUUGGGGCUGCCCUAUUUGGGGAUGGAGCUGGAGCCAUGGUAAUUGGCUCAGAGCCAGUUGGAGGAGCUGAGAGGGCUCUUUUUGAGCUUCAUACAGCGAUCCAGCACUUUUUGCCAGAGACUGAGAAGGCUAUCGAUGGGCGGCUUACCGAAGAGGGGAUCAGCUUCAAACUAUCCAGAGAGCUCCCACAAAUAAUUGAAGAUCACAUUGAGGGGUUCUGCCACAAGCUGAUGGGAAUUGCUGGUCUUUGUGAGGAGUACAACAAGAUGUUUUGGGCAGUCCAUCCUGGAGGGCCUGCAAUCUUGAACCGGUUGGAAAAGAGGCUCGACUUGUUGCCUGAGAAGUUGAAUGCAAGUAGGAGAGCUCUAGCAGAUUAUGGAAAUGCUAGCAGUAACACUAUUGUGUAUGUGUUGGAGUACAUGCUAGAAGAGAGCUUGAAGGUGAAAAGGGCAGGCCAGGGAGAUGGUGAGUGGGGCUUGAUACUGGCUUUUGGUCCUGGAAUUACUUUCGAGGGGAUUCUUGCUAGGAAUCUCACUAUCCAAGAGUAAUACAUGUCUGACAUUUAAA